AUAUUCACAACGCGUCAGCCAAUCAGAGUAGAAGGUUGCUGUCGUGGGCGGGGCUUCGUCACACCGGUCUCGCGCUUUGCAGUAAAACAGGAACCGGCUGGUUUAAGGUCAGACAGACAGACGGACAGACAGACAGUGGUGAAUGAGCGGGUUUGACGGUAACGACGGUACAGAGUCACGGUGACACUGAAAGACAGAAAAAGGUUGACAUUUGUGGAGGAGUGAGGUCAUAGAGUCUGUGUUGAGGACCGUCCGUGUGUCUGUCAGAGGAGGACGAAGAAGAAAUCUCCUCACUUCUUUUAUUUUGAAAAAGAAGUGACACUCCUGGAGCCUGUCAGGAAUCAUUUGCCUCGGAUCACAAUGGAGCUGACGCUGGCUCACCCGGUCAUCAAGGCCUUCAUGUGUGGUUCUCUCAGCGGGACCUGCUCCACACUGCUCUUCCAGCCUCUUGACCUGGUUAAGACUCGUCUGCAGACGCUGCAGAGCAGCACAAAGCCUGGUUCAGGCAGAGUGGGGAUGGUGACUGUGCUCCUGAGUGUGGUGCGGACAGAGAAGCUGCUGGGACUGUGGAAAGGAGUUUCAGCGUCAUUUGUUCGGACCAUCCCAGGUGUGGGCAUCUACUUCAGCACGUACUACUCUCUGAAGCAGCACUUCUUUCAGGACAGCAGCCCAGGAGCCGUGGAGGCCAUGCUGCUGGGAGGAGGGGCCCGGGCGGUGGCGGGGGUCUUCAUGUUGCCCGUCACUGUCAUCAAGGCACGCUUUGAAUGUGGCAGGUACGGUUAUAGGAGUGUGACUGGAGCUCUGCGCAGUGUGUGUCAGACUGAGGGUCCUGCCGCUCUGUUCUCUGGCCUCAUGGCCACUCUCCUCAGAGACGUCCCCUUCUCUGGUAUCUACGUCAUGUUCUACAGUCAGAGCAAGGCCUUCCUGCCAGAGGAAAUCAGAAUGUCUCCUGUGGCCCCCCUGGCUAACUUCAGCUGUGGGAUCCUGGCGGGUGUGUUGGCCUCACUGCUCACUCAACCGGCUGAUGUGGUCAAAACUCAGGUCCAAGUGAAUCCCCAGCUGAGGACGGCAGAAGCUAUCAGAUACAUCUAUAUGGAAAAUGGCCUCCAGGGCUUCUUCAGGGGGGCAGUCCCUCGGUCACUCAGGAGGACCAUGAUGGCCGCCAUGGCGUGGACAGUGUACGAGAAGAUGAUGAACCACAUUGGACUGAAGUCCUGAGGAGAAACAUGGACGAGAAGCUUGUAGCAAAAAAGUGAAGAUGAAAGUCACGUCACUGAGGAGCUGCUGCUGCUGCUGCUGCUGCUGUGAAGAGUCAAAUGCUUUAAAUGACUUCAAGUAUCAGACAAAGGAGGCUGACACUUGUCUGAAUGAGCUGCACGAACAUUACAAAAGUGUUGUGAAGUGAAGUGUUUCACUGGGCUUUGGCUGAGGUUCAGUUUCCCGACUUUAUGCCUGUGCAAUGCCACAUAAUGUUGACGUUCUAUUAAUGUUCAUUCUACUAAAGUGUUUGAUGUCAGUGAGCAGUUGGAUUCCACUGUUUUAGACAUACAGUGGGGAAUCGUGAGGUCAGGACAUUGUCCCAGAUAAAGCUCAUAUUUUUGUAAUGCACUUUAACCUCUCCAGUUCUGUCAUGUCAUCUUUACAACCUGGGGAGGCUUUUCAAGCCUUUCUGAUAACACAGUUAUUUAUACUGUAAUAUUUUUGUAAAAAAAACAAGAUAUGUGCUUCUCAGUACAUUAAUCUGCCUUAGAAUAUAACACAUUUUGAUAUUUGUUUGACAUUGUUGCUAAUAUUCAUAUAUUUGCCAGUGUUAAAGUAUUUGAUCUUUUUCUGGAUGACAUUAAAUAAGGUCAAAUACAGUAUUUUGUAUCAUUUGUAUUAGUUUUUGUUGUAAUCUGACUUACUGAAUUAUACUAUUUCCAGGAGGGCUCAUUAACUGUGAGCAUACACCGUUUUGUUAUUUAGUUGGCUGGAUGUACUCAUUGGUCAGAUAGUACUGGUGGAAAAUGUAAUACAUCAACUUAAAAACUAGUUAAACCAUCACAUAUAAAACAAGUUAUUUCCUAAAAACUGAAUUUUAAGUAUGUUGUAUAAUAGAUUCUGACAGGGUGAUGGCUUUCAGUUUGAACUGUGGCGUAAAAGUAUCAGAAGCACUUUCAUGAGAU
Solea solea (common sole) is the source of this 2165-nucleotide messenger RNA. Its product is annotated as mitochondrial glycine transporter A-like. Gene Ontology annotation, biological process: glycine import into mitochondrion. Gene Ontology annotation, cellular component: mitochondrion; mitochondrial inner membrane. The transcript is spliced from 8 exons. Gene Ontology annotation, molecular function: glycine transmembrane transporter activity. The coding region runs from base 361 to 1218 and encodes 285 amino acids. NCBI's taxonomy places the organism in Eukaryota, Metazoa, Chordata, Actinopteri, Pleuronectiformes, Soleidae. The record is from RefSeq and is a predicted model, not a curated record.